This is a messenger RNA of Pyrenophora tritici-repentis Pt-1C-BFP, 399 nucleotides long. RefSeq lists its product as uncharacterized. Lineage: Eukaryota; Fungi; Ascomycota; Dothideomycetes; Pleosporales; Pleosporaceae. The record is from RefSeq and is a predicted model, not a curated record.
AUGGCAAAAGCACUCAUUUGCGUUAUCACGUCUACGUUCGCUGCUCCUGUUCAGACAUCUGAGUCUUGUGUCCAAGAAGCCGCCCACGUCACCGGUCCCGAUGGACAAGUCUACCAACUCCCCAAUACCGAAACCAACAGCAUUCGUAUCAUCACUUCCGACAGGAAGAACGACUACUACAUCCGACCAACCAGCUACCAUGUAGCAUCAGAUCAUACCUGCAAAUUCUAUAGCGAAGCAACUCGUGGCGUCGGUUACCUCAUCGGUCAAUUCACUGGACCUGCAGAGGCCGUUUUCGACAGCACCGAGUGGGCCGCAUUCUACGAGUGCUGGAACACUAAACCCGAGGAACGAGCUGCCCCUGCGGUAGAAGCACGCAAUACUCCCACUGUCCUGUAG